CUGAGCCCACGUGUGACGCGCGCAUUCCCGGCUCAGUGCGAUUCGCUUUAGCGGCGCUCCGGGCUCCGUUCGCUCUGACUGCGCGCCUUUUAGUUUGCUGCCUGUUUUUAGUUGGGUUAGCGAUGGAGGGAGACGGGAGCCAAGCCACGUCCGGGAGUCCGACCGAUUCGCAACACGACCCAGGUAAAAUGUUUAUCGGUGGCCUCAGCUGGCAAACUUCACCAGACAGCCUUAGAGACUAUUUUAGUAAAUUUGGAGAAAUCCGAGAAUGUAUGGUGAUGAGGGAUCCCACGACCAAGCGCUCCAGGGGAUUUGGGUUUGUUACGUUUGCAGAUGCGGCCAGUGUAGAUAAAGUUUUAGGUCAACCUCACCACGAAUUAGACUCAAAGACGAUUGACCCUAAAGUUGCCUUCCCGAGACGUGCUCAACCCAAGAUGGUCACAAGAACAAAGAAAAUAUUUGUAGGAGGAUUAUCAGCUAACACAGUAGUCGAAGAUGUGAAGCAGUAUUUCGAACAGUUUGGCAAGGUAGAGGAUGCCAUGCUUAUGUUUGAUAAAACUACAAAUAGGCAUAGAGGAUUUGGCUUUGUAACUUUCGAGAAUGAGGAUGUGGUGGAGAAAGUCUGUGAGAUUCAUUUUCAUGAAAUCAAUAAUAAAAUGGUAGAAUGUAAGAAGGCUCAACCCAAGGAGGUGAUGUUUCCCCCAGGGACACGAGGGCGAGCCAGGGGUCUACCCUACACCAUGGAUGCCUUCAUGCUAGGAAUGGGAAUGCUGAGUUACCCAAACAUUGUAGCAACGUACGGCCGUGGAUACACUGGCUUCGCCCCGAGCUACAGCUACCAAUUCCCUGGCUUUCCCGCGGCGGCGUACGGUCCGAUGGCGGCGGCAGCAGUGGCAGCAGCACGUGGUUCAGGUAGGGGGGCCCGUGGAAGAGGCGGCUACGCAGCAUAUCCACACAGCACAGGGCCAGGCUUCCCCGAUUACGGUUUCUAUUCCACGACAAGUGACCAACGGGGGCCCCCCUUCUCCUUUGCGGACUAUGGCUCCCUAGGCCCACAGGCGGCUCAGCUGCUUCAAAGCGAGCAUGCCACCUCGGCCUGCAACUCCCCCCUGCAGCACCUGCCCAGCCCGGAUCAGUAUAAAAGCCCAGGCACCAACCCUCCGCGGCCUGGAACUUUUCCGGGAGCGAGCAGUCCAGGACCCGUGGCUGACCUGUAUGGCCCCACUAGCCAGGACUCCGGCGUGGGCAAUUACAUAAGCGCUGCUAGCCCUCAACCUGGCUCCGGCUUCGGCCACAGUAUUGCUGGUCCUUUGAUUGCGACAGCUUUUACAAACGGAUACCAUUGAAACCUAACAGGUGGUUGGUUGCCAUCUCAAUUGAGCAGAGUUUAUCGGGAGGUCAGGGGAAGACAGGCCACAGUUUCUAACUGGUUUUGUGUACAGGUAACGGCCAUACAACUCCAAGCACUACAGCGUGGAACAGACACGGACGAGCUGAGAUGGCAGGAUCUGAAGAACAAAAGAAAUGUCUGAAUCAUCUCCGAGAAAAAAAAACAAAAAACAAAACAACAACAUUAAUCUGCUGUACUAUAAUGAAAACCUGGCUUUUUGGAUUUUAUUUUUUUCCUCCUAAUGUAUCCCCAUAAUCUAGGCUGAUGUUGUCGUUUUGUCCUUUUUCACUUCUUUUUCCCCGGUUUUAUUGAAGUUGUUUCUUUAACAUCUUUUAUCAUAUAGUCUGAUCAGCCUUUGAGGUUGACUAGUUUUGAAAUAUUUUCAUUAUAUACUAUGUUCUCUGAUGAGAAGAACUAUGUAAAUGUACAUCUUCUCGCUUUUUUUUUUUUUAGUGUAAUAACAUCACUCUAGUUGUCUCUUCACUCUUGGCUCUUUGUAAUAAUAACACCCAGUGUUUCAUGUCAUUGCAUUCGAAGCAAGAACACUGAAGGACUUGCUUCAAAAAUCGUGAUUUUUUUCAACCUUUAAAAGAGCAACGAGAGGGUAACUAACAAAUCUAAGUAGCUCUGUUCUUCGUUUCAUGUGACGUCUUGUUAUCAUUAUUAUCUAUUUUGGGCAAUAAGAGGACUACAAUAUUUUCACAGUCCUUUUUUAUAAAUGUUUUUUUUUUGUUGUUGUCGUCGUCGAUGAAAGAAAAAAAAAUUAUACAUUUCCUUUUAAUACUUUGUGAAAUGAGAUUUAAAAAGAAAACAAUUAUAAAAUCUGUAAAUAUUACUCAUUACUACAUCAAACCAUCUCAGAGAGAACCAUAUUUUUGUGAUGGUGUUCUAGAGGUCAUACUGUGCUCUCAAUCUGAAAUAUGUUUCAAAAAACGGAAAAACGAAAAAAAAGAAAAAAGAUCUUUCAGGCUUGGUGCGGUAACCGAAAUCCAUUUGUAGCACAAAAGCCGUGAGAAACCCGACUGCAGACACAAGCCCAAUAAAACACUGUUAGCUCGCUCUGUAAAUACUGUUGGCUUUCUAACUGUGCAGGUAGCAAACCAGCAUAUUGACUAGAUUGUGAGAUCAGAUGUGCACAGCUUUCACAGAGAAAAUACUUUACAGCAUACACACAAAUCAGCAUCCUACAAACAAAAUCCAACUGAAAUCCAAAGCACAUGUUUGUUUCAUGUUUUUUAAGUACCAGUGAUAUAAAAAAAAUGAGAGAUUUUCUAAGAAGUAAACUGUGUUUAUUUUUUAUUUUUUCUUCUAUUUCUUCCUUCUCACUUUUUGGUUCGAAUUUUAGUUUUUCCCGUAGUCCUAAAAAAAAAUAAAUAAAAAUAAAUAGUACACAGAACGCCUGAUUUCGGAAAAACAAAAAAGGCAAUAUUUCAAGAUUUGUAGUCGUUUCUGACUUACCGUGCUCAAUUAGGAACUGUUUUUUGCACCAUUACCUCAGUCCUGUGGGAUGUACUUUAGAGGACGUAACAAAUUAAUUUAUUUUAUCGUAAGACGAAAUAAAAAAUAAAAAAAAACGAUUGUCUUGAAAUGAAAAAAAAAAAGAAUCAUUGCACUGUGAGAAAGAAUUUAUUAUUUUCUAUUUGCACAUGUUUAAGGAUUUUCUCUACCGUGGGUCAUAUGAAGGACUGGUAAGGAAUCGUUUGUCCCUGCGAGGCUGCAGUCUUUACGGCUGUGUGGGUUUAUUUUUUAAUUUAAUAGUUUUUGUUUUUGUUUUUUUUUUGUUUUUCCGGGCAUUUUAUUUUUUUCUGUGCUUGUGAUCUGCCAACGUUACAGCCGAGUUUAUUAGGUAGCAAUAGUCGAAAUCCUCCGAUACACUGAAACUGAAUGAAAUCAGUAGCUGCUACACACAUAUGACGUACAUGUCGGAUCUGACGAGAUCGAAAUGAUGCUAAAAUGCUGAGUGAAAUAAGAGUGAUAUUUAAGAGUGUAAACUGACAUAGAUAUAUAUAUAUAUAUAUAUAUAUAUAUAUAUAUAUAUAUAUAUAUAUAUGUGCUGUUGUUCAUCCUUGCUGCAAGUGUGUUUUUAUUUUCAUUUGUUCCUCCCUUCUUCUUCUUUUUUUCUUUCCUCCCACAAUUUUACUGAAACUAACACACGAUUGGAAAUGCUGAAUCCUUUUUUUUCUUUUUUUUUGUACAUCACGGGAAAAAGAAAAGGAAAUAAGUAAGAGCAGAAAGACGGCUUCCUGCUAACUCUUCAAACUGUUUCAAAAGACAAAACUACUCAAAACAGCGCGGAUCCCCGUCACAGUUUGAAAAUCAACAGGGGAUAAUUUUUUUUUUUUUAUUGCUAUUUUUGUGGAAGUGAAUGACUAUGUUAAAUAUGUUGCUGACUAUAUUACGGUUACUAUGUACUGUAUUUCUCAUUUGAUGAUCUCUCCAUUCCCUGUCGCAUCAUCCAGUAAUCUUCUGUUGAUCAUUGUAUUUCAGUAGUGUGUAAAAAGAAAAAAAAAAAAGAAAGAAAUUAUCUUGUACAAGAGUGCUGUCUUUUGAUGCCAGUGUAGUGGUCUGUACAUUUCUCUGUUGAUCCGAUUGUUUCACCCCUCUAUCUAUCCCCCGCUUUUUGCCUCCCGCUUUUCGUCUUCUUGCUCUUUCGCUAUAUCUCUGUCUCACUCUCUCUUAGUGAAUAGUCGUAGAUGUUUAUGUAAUCAACGUUACCGUAGAGCUGUAGUGGUAGAUUUAGUAGAUUUAGGACCAGUAAGGAUAGAACUUUCUCUUGAUAAUCAUUUAAACAAACAAACAAAAAAAUAUGCUGAACAUCGUUUCCAUGCCGUUUUUCCACCUUUACUUUUGUCUUUCUUUGUGUUCAUUGGGUUGGUUUUUUUUCUGAUUCUCACAUGGUUUCAACUAACCAAAGCUCUCACGAUGAAAUCCAGUUUAAAAAAAAAAGAAGAAGAAGAAAGAAAGAAAGAAAAUUGGUGGUAAGACAGAGUUGUAAACAAGGCAUUAAUUGGAUCCCCACCCUUGAAUGUUUGAAAAGGGGGUGUGCCAUACUACCUUAAAUGCUAACGCUUGAUAUGCAAAACCCUUUUUUUUUUUUUUUUUCUUUCUUUUUUUUAAGAGGGACGCAAUUUAUAAUUAUGGAAAGGAUUUUAUUACGGGAAUGGAAAAAAAAAAUCAUAUUUUUUUAAGUACGUUCUACCUGAGUAAUGAUGAUCUAGCCUAAUAAUUAUAGAUACGGAUAAAACUGUAAUAGGUUUUGAUAUUUAUACUCUUCCGAAGAAAAAAAAAAAAAAGAGUCCACUACUAUUUUUAAAUACUUUUUUGUGUCUCUGUGUCUGCAUAGAUUCAGAUUCAUAUAUCUUUUAGGUUCGGGCCAUCUUAAAGGUUAUUUUUUUUGUACGCUGUAACCUUAGUGCCAGUUCUUCAUGUUAAUCGAAGCUAUCAGAGCAACAGCUACGAACAGUGAAUUAUUAGAAGUACUGUGAAGUAUUCAUAUAGCAUGUGAAACAAAAGAAUUAGGCUAGUGUUAAUAACUAAACCGUUUUUAUUAAGACAGGUUCAUUGCCGUUAACGGUCCUAGAAGGAUUCCGUACAACUUACAGCGAAGACUUGAGAUAUUUUUUCCGGGAAUGAAAUCUGUUCUCAGGGAUUAUGAAUGUAAGCUAAUUCUAAUCGAACUCCUCUAUAUGUGAGAUUUAGCUCUUAAUUACCGUGUGGAUUCUGUGUCUCUGAUCCGUGCUCUCAGAUUUCAUCCGGACGCCAACGCCGGGCCGCUUUUACUCCACACUCGAGUUUAACCUGCUGAGGUUUUAGAUUCCUAAAGAACUCUAGCUGAUAGGGAAACACUGCUGUAGAGGUUUUAAAACUGUACUUUUGUAGUCUUUCCUGGAAAAAAGGAAAUUCUAGAUUUGACCGUUUACACACAGUAUAAUAAUUUGUGUUGCUGUGUGAAGCUGUCGCACAUGAAUAACCUCGUUACAAACAUUUCUAACUUACCACUGGUAUGAGUUUAUAGCAUAAAGAAAGGCUUCCUCACUGCCACACUGCAUCCGGCGCUUUGUCAAAUUCACAUUAGCGAGAUUAAAACAGUGGCAGAAAAGAAUUAUGUAUAAUAUACGAUUAUGAGUUUAUCAUACUUAUAAUCCUGAUCUGGCUCUUGAUUAAAAUGAAGGCUGGCAACCUUUUUUCUGAUAGCCUUCUAUAAUGUCUCUCAUUCAGUUGCUUUCGUUUUUUUUUCUUUAUAUAUUUUCGUUCUUUUCUAAUUUGAUCUUGUAGCUUGGACUUUAAGGUAGCAUGGCUCUGUUGCCAUUAUUUUAUUUUUCCAUCGACAGCCGUUUACAGCAGAUGAAUGUUACACAUCUUGCUAGACUAGUUAAAUCAUUGGAUAUUUGUUGGUUUUGGAAAAAAAAAUAAUAAAAAAGGAAAAGGAAAAAAAAAAAAUGACCUGGAAGGUGUUGGGUGAUAUUCGAAAUGAACUACCGUAUCCAUUCAAAACUUGAAUUUUGAGGCAAGUGCUAGGCAAUGGCCAAAACGAUCAUCCCAUUAUUGAAGGAACAAACUACUCUGCGCACACACACACACACACACACACACACAAAGACAAACACAUGCACACAUACACACACAUUCUCUGUCUCUUUCUGUAACGACAUACUGUAAUGACGUAUGUAUAUACUUGUAUACAGAUACAGGAUAUAUAUGUAUAGUGUAUAUAUCUCUUUGUUAAAGCUGUUUGUUGAAGCUGCCUCAUAAUGCUUAUUAAUCAUUUGUAGUGACCCUGAAAACGUUUGGGUCAGUAGUCUACACUGAAAUCAUGUUUGAAAUCACGUGUUGUGGGGGAAGCUGCAUUGUGCACUACUGGGACAGUUAGAAAGCCGGGAAACGUGUUAGUUUAGCUGUACACGUGUCCCUUUAACUUUAACUCUGUAGGGACCCGGUACAGUUGACAAGGCAGGUGUCACAGGGGAAUGGUCUUUAUUUCUGACGCUUCCCUCGGGAACUCAGUCUCCUGUUUAUCCUCCCCAGCUUUCGCCUCUCUGAUUGCCUUGUCCAUUCCUAACACUUGCCCAUUUUUAACGGACUUUUUACCGCAUGAACUGACUGAACGGACUGACGUCUGAAAGCAUCUUUCAGGUCUUCUUCUAUGGCUUGCUCAAGCCCUGUUGUAAAAUAAACUAAAGUGGAUGGGGGUCUCUCACAUCUCAGAUGUGGAAAGUAUAAUUUUAUAUUUGUAUUUUCAAAUAAUUAUGAUAAUAAAAAAAUGUUUGUGAAAGGUUUCCAUCCUCUACUGUGGUCCAGAAAUCAAUGUGUUUGUCUGGAGAAGAUUUAAAAAAAAAUAAAUAAUAAUAAAGUAAACUGUUUUGAAACAUUUCAUGGUUUUUUGAUUUUGAAUUAACAUUUUUUUCAAGCAAAUGAUGUGUGAUUUAAAAUAUGAAUAUAUCUGCAAAAGAAUGUAUAUCAGAUAUGCACAACAAUUAAAAUGCACAAAAAUGAA
Molecule: messenger RNA, 6884 nt
Organism: Hemibagrus wyckioides
Lineage: Eukaryota; Metazoa; Chordata; Actinopteri; Siluriformes; Bagridae
Gene: msi2b
Product: musashi RNA-binding protein 2b
Exons: 15
Coding region: 123-1346 (407 amino acids)
Cellular component (GO): cytoplasm
Molecular function (GO): RNA binding
Source: RefSeq, a predicted model, not a curated record